Messenger RNA from Lodderomyces pseudojiufengensis, 2160 nucleotides. RefSeq lists its product as uncharacterized. Gene Ontology annotation, cellular component: cytoplasm. Bases 1 to 2160 code for a protein of 719 amino acids. NCBI's taxonomy places the organism in Eukaryota, Fungi, Ascomycota, Pichiomycetes, Serinales, Debaryomycetaceae. The transcript has a single exon. The record is from RefSeq and is a predicted model, not a curated record.
AUGAGUUCAAAUAACCCUUGGAAGGAAGAAUCAGAAUUAACUCCAACUCAAUCACCUCAAAAAUCAACCAUAUCAAAUACUUCAAUAAAUUCAAAUUCAUCAACUCCUCAUACUAAAAAAUCUUCUUCAACUACAUCAAAUGGAGAAUUACGACCAUUGAGAUUAUCAAAACAAAGAUCAUCAACAUCUUCAUCAAAUUCAACACCUACAGUUUCAUCAUUUUCUAAUAAUCAAAUAUCACCAAGUAGGAAAUCAAGUUUACCUAAUAAUAAUAAUCAAUCAACAGAUGAUGGAUUUCAAUGUCGACCUAUGAGAUUAGGUUCAAAUCGAAAUAAUUCAGAUCCUUCAGAAACUUUUACUAGAAAAAAUUCAGAAUCCACACAAUCUUCUAGUUUACAACGUAAAAAAUCAAUUCAAAUUAAAAAUUUACCAAUAAAUAAACGUAAUAGUAUAAUAAGUAAUCACUCAUCAAUAGACAGUAAUAAUAAAUAUGAUGAUAUGAUUUUUGCUAUAUGUUUAGUUGAUUUUCAUCAUCAAAGAGGUCCAGAAAUUCAAUGGUGGAAAUCAAAUUAUCAUCAAGAAUAUUCACCAAAUUUAUUUAAAAAUUUAUCAUUUCAAGCAUUACCAGAUGGUUCUCAUUUAUUUGAAGAAACAUUUUCAAAUUUUAAUUUAAUUUAUGAUUUUAAUGAAAAAAUUUCAAUAGAUGAUUUGAAUGAAAUUAAUGAUUUUAAAGGAGAUCCAAGAAAUUUAAAAACUUUAUUUGGUUGUUCAUGUGUUCAUCAAUUAAAAACUAGUGAAUUAGAUAAUGAAGAAAAACAGAGAAAUAAAGAUAUAACAAGAUCAAUUGUACAAAAAGCUGUUGUUGUUAUAGUUAGAAAACAACCAAUUUUUACCAAAAUUAAAGAAAAAUUAUCAAUAAUCACCAAAAGUUAUUUUUUACAACAAAAAUUUAAUGAUUAUGAAAUAUUAGAACAUUUAUUUGAUAAUUUAAAUAAUCAAUAUAAAUUAGUUGAUAAUGAAUUACAAAUUAAUGAAAUUGAAGAAGAAGAAAAUUAUAUAAAUUUAAAUCUACGAUCAUCACUACUUAAAUUUAAACUAGAUUAUAUGAUUAUAUUUAAAGCUUUACUACUUGAAAAAAAAAUAUUAAUAUAUUCAAAUAAUAACUUAGAAACUUUAACACAAUUUCAAAAUAAUUUAAUAUCAUUAAUUCCAAAUUUAAUAAAUAAUUUAGAUGAUUCAGGUUGUCCAUUAAUAGAUUAUAUUGAAACAAAUGGACCAUUAGAUAAACCACAAUCCCUCAAUACAAAUAAUAGAUUAUCAAUGUUAAGAUUUUAUGGAUUACCUUUACAAAUUUUUAAUACGAAAAAUUCAUUUUGGAAUCCUUAUUUACCAUUACAACAAUUAAAUGAAUUAAAAAUUAAUAGUUUUAUGAUUGGUUGUUCAAAUUUAUUAUUUGUAAAUCAAGCAACUACAUAUGGAAUAGAUUUAUUAAUAAAUUUAGAUUCAAAUGAAAUUUCAUAUCCAAAAACAAUAUCACAACCUGAUUACCUUACCCUAAGUAAUUUGGAUAAAAAAUUUAUAAAUAAUUUAAUUAAUUCAACAAAUUUAAAAGAUGAAUUUUUAGGAAAUGAUGAUUAUAUAAGAUAUCAAUUUGAAGAAUAUUUAAAUCUGUUAAUAUCAACAAUUAGAUUUUGGCAAUAUAAAGAAAAAUUUAAUCAAUCACCUCCUGGAUUUACAAAUUCAUCAUAUGGUAAUUUACAAGAUUUUAAUAAAAUUUAUAUUGAUAAUUGGGUUAAAACUCAAAAUUUUAAAAUUUGGAAUUUAAUGUGUGAUGAUAUGAUUUUUAAUUUUAUUGAACCAAAACAUAUUGGUCAUAGUUUAAUAAAUCAACCAAUAUCAAUAAAUAAAAAUAUUUCUAAUUUUUUUAAUAAUUUUAAAUUUCAAAAACAAAAUUUGGAGGUUGAUGAUGAAAAUAUAAAAUCUCAUAAAUUUAUUGAAAAAGAAAAUAAUAAUGAUAUUACUAAUGAUGUUAAUGAUAAUGAAUCAGUUGAUGAAUUAGUUGAAGGAUUUGAAAAAGUAAAUAGUUCUACUGAUGAUAAUUCUUUCAAAUCUAAUCAAACUCAAAACAGUUGGUCAAAUUGGGCUUUUAAAAAGAAGUAA